Cricetulus griseus (Chinese hamster) is the source of this 357-nucleotide messenger RNA. Lineage: Eukaryota; Metazoa; Chordata; Mammalia; Rodentia; Cricetidae. The record is from RefSeq and is a predicted model, not a curated record.
GCCAUGCCGAGCGAGAUCAAAGGGCUGGAGUUCUCUGAGGGCUUGGCCCAAGGCAAGAAGCAGCGCCUGAGCAAGAAGCUGAGGAGGAAGUUACAGAUGUGGCUGUGGUCACAGACCUUCUGCCCGGUGCUGUACGCGUGGAAUGACCUGGGCAGCCGCUUUUGGCCGCGCUACGUGAAGGUGGGCAGUUGCUUCAGCAAGCGCUCGUGCUCUGUGCCUGAGGGCAUGGUGUGUAAGCCGUCCAAGUCUGUGCACCUCACUGUGCUGCGGUGGCGCUGUCAGCGGCGCGGGGGUCAGCGCUGCGGCUGGAUUCCCAUCCAGUACCCCAUCAUUUCCGAGUGUAAGUGUUCCUGCUAG